Molecule: messenger RNA, 5127 nt
Organism: Rhipicephalus sanguineus (brown dog tick)
Lineage: Eukaryota; Metazoa; Arthropoda; Arachnida; Ixodida; Ixodidae
Exons: 3
Coding region: 1-5127 (1708 amino acids)
Molecular function (GO): zinc ion binding; RNA-DNA hybrid ribonuclease activity; nucleic acid binding
Source: RefSeq, a predicted model, not a curated record
AUGGAGUAUAUUGUCGAAGGACAGGACGUGUCCCCCGAGGAACUCUCGGACGAAUCCUGGCAGUCGCCAGGCCUCCGCGCCCAAGAGCAACGCCGCGCAGCCUUGCGCCUUGCCACCGCCGCAGCUAAGCCCACCACCACGCCGGCUUCUCUGCCUUCGUCGAAGCGGCUCCAGCCUUGGCACUUGUACACCGCCUUGCUGCAAGCAGCGUGCCUGCAAGGCCUCCCGCCCGCAUCUCGCGACACGGUGCGGAUCCACCCCGUCAACAACACUUUUACGCUCAGCGUCGCGGACUCGGCUCGUGCUCAAGCAUACCUCCGCAUCACCUCCCUCACGGUUUCCGGCAACACUUUCACCGUCCACCUUUACGCCCCACCGCCAGACGAUGCCCUCAGGGGCAUACUGUACCACGCCUUCGACGACUUCACGGACCAAGCCAUCCUUGAAGACCUUCAGGCAAGCAAUCCUACCCUCUCUGUUGUGGGCGGCCGCCGCAUGGGCAAGGCCCCUCACAUCUUGGUCACCCUCAUGGAGCCGAAACUACCGCGGUGGAUCUUCUACCACGGUGUCCAGCUUCGCCUCCUUCCGUUCCGCAACAAGGUGGAAGCCUGCUACAAUUGCCGCUCGACCGGCCACCGGACCGACGUGUGCCCCAAGCCGCGGCAGGAGCGGUGCCAUCGGUGCGGCGCUGCUCACCCCACACCGCCCGAAGGAUCGCCACCCACUUGCAACCCCCGCUGCAUCGUCUGCAAUGGGAACCACUCCACGUACAGUUCCAACUGUAAACACCGCUACGUGCAGCGCCCUCAACGCCAGAAGGCCCCGGCACCUGACACACACCCCUCGCCACAACAGCCUGUUCCGCCCGCAGCGGCAGUGCGCUCUUCCCAGCAAGCAGCAAGUGGUCCCUCACCAGCUCCACCGCCCAAGUCGGUUACUGCCUCUCCGCCCCCCGUACCAGCGGUGCCUAAACCCGCAUCACAGCCCAUGAAUUCGACAUGGCCCCGCGGCGCCCCCGGCUUGCCCUCGGAGCCGCAGGUUGUUGCACUGCAGCAAGAAAACGCCUCCCUCCGACAGCAGGUCACUGCACAAAGCGCUCAAAUUGCAGCUCAGAAGACCCAAAUUGAUUCCCUCCAAGCGAAACUGCAAGCUCUUGAAGAGAAGCUGGAAUCAGCCAUCACAGUGAAAUCCUCUCUGCCCUCUACCAUUUGCUCCUCCUCCGACAUGGACGUUCAGACUCCCGAAGGAUGCACUGGCAAGCGCCGUCGACCCAACACUCCCCUUGAAUCUCUUCACCUUUCUGAAGAGGUCCAGGUAUCCAUCAAGACGGCCUUGGUGGAUCUUGAAAAGCGGUUGGAUAGCCGCUUCAACUCCGUCCACCAGCUUCUCACUGCACAGCACGAAGCUCUAAAUUCCCUGCGCACAGACUUCGCCGCCUACCCCCCCGCCACGUCCUUCCAAUCUCUACAGUCAACAGUUGAUAGCCUACAAACUGCCAUACUUGGAAGCAUCCGAGCAAAGCCACCCCUCCAUGCCCGCACCACCACCUCCUCCGGCGCCGCCCGAACCUCGCAAACACCGGCCGAGCGUAACCACCUCCUUCUCCACCUACAACAACUAGACCCCUCGGACGCGCCUGAUAUCAUCGUACUACAGGAAACUCACGCCGACGUCUCCCUCUCGGGUUACGUCGCCUACAACCAAGUAACUCACCAUCCUCUGCCCCAUCCCGUGACGGCCGUCCUCACCCGGCGGACGCUCGCUGUCAAUCGACACGAUCUGCCCUUCCCUGCAGUCCAUCACGUCUUUCUCGAGAUACUACCUCAGCAACGUGAACAGCCCUCUCUGUUUAUUCUCAACGUGUACAACCCCCCUCGCUCCACUGAAGAUGCGUCUCUCCUAGCCUUGCUCCGUGCCGCUGCAGCGAAAGCAGCCAAAUCACCCCUUCUUAUUCUCGGCGACUUCAACGUCAAGCAUCCGGACUGGGGUUACUCGAAGGCAGAUGGCCCCGGAAGGAGGCUGUGGCAGCUCGCUCACGACCUCAACCUUUCCCUGCUCACCGACCCCACGCAACCAACGCGCAUCGGCAACAGUGUGUGCCGCGAUACCACCCCGGACCUCAGCUUCUGCCGCAGCGUGCGCGACGCGCGCUGGUCUAACACGCAUCAGUCCCUCGGCAGUGACCACUAUGUCCUCACCAUUCAAGUUCUCACCUCCCCCAGCAAGCCGCGCCCACACACGGCCCGCUAUACAGACUGGGACGCUUUCCGAGAACGCCGGUUGCACUCCGCCACUUCCAACAUCGAGGACCUCUCAACGUGGACCGACCAGCUGCUAGCGGACCUCGACGCAGUCACCGCCUCGAUCCCCACCACGGAGGACCAUCCGGCAACUGACGCCCGUCUUGCCCACCUGUGGGCCGCCCGCACCGGCCUUUGCAACCGUUGGCAGAAGCAACGUCACAACCGUCGCUUACGCCGCCGCAUCGCGCACCUCGAUCGUACGAUCGAGCAACACACCACCGCGCUCGCCCGCCAACAGUGGGAGCAGCUCUGCUCGGGUCUCUCUGGUCAGUUGGGCUGCAAACAGUCCUGGCAUCUCCUCCGCCACCUCCUCGACCCUGCUUCCGCCAAGUCGGUCGCUCGGCAGCAGUUACAACGAGUGGUCCGGGCUUACCCCGGCGACACUCCGUCGCUGAUGGCAGACCUGUCCGCCAAAUACCUUCAGCUUCUGCCUCCUGGCACACCUCCUCCCCCUCUCGCGUCCUACUCUGGGGCCCCCAACCCAGUACUGGACGCCGAUAUCGCGGAAGCGGAGGUCUACGCGGCAUUACAGAAGCUCCGCACCAAUUCCGCCCCCGGCCCAGAUCGCAUCCCCAACAAGCUCCUCCGAAACCUCGACGCCCCUUCGGUUGCUACCCUCACUUCGUUCCUCAACAAGUGCUGGCGCUCCGGCAACCUCCCCCAAUCAUGGAAACACGCUCGCGUGGCUUUCAUCCCCAAGCCGGGCCAGAAACUCACAAUCGAGAAUCUCAGGCCCAUUUCACUCACCUCGUGCGUCGGCAAGCUUCUAGAACAUGUCGUUCUCGCUCGCUUGCAAACGUACACGGACGCACACCAUCUCCUUCCCCACACCAUGCUUGGUUUCCGCCCCCACCUAUCCACGCAAGAUGUCCUCUUACAACUCCACCAUGAUCUCCUCGACCCACCCACAUUUUCAGACACAAAGGCUCUCCUUAGCCUGGACCUUCACAAGGCGUUCGACCACGUCUCCCAUUCGGCUAUCCUUGCCGAACUCGCAGCCCUCAACCCCGGCACCCGCACCUACAACUACAUUCGCGAGUUCCUCACCGCCCGCACGGCCGAAAUCAUCAUAGGGGACCUCCCGUCUCCCACGUACGAGCUUGGCCCUCGUGGCACCCCUCAGGGCGCCGUCUUGUCGCCUUUUCUAUUCAAUCUUGCCCUCCGCUCGCUUCCUGGCAAGCUGGACCGUAUCCCCGGUCUUAAACACACCCUGUACGCGGACGAUAUUGCUCUCUGGGUCACGUCGGGCUCUGACGGCCAUAUCGAGCAGACGUUGCAACGCGCAACCGACGUCGUCACGUCCCACGUGCACGCGGCCGGUCUUACUUGCUCAGCGGCCAAAUCGGCCCUUCUUCUCAUGCGGCCUCCCGACCGGCGUCGCUACAAAACUCCCCACCCCACCAUCACGGUUCAUGCCAACUCUACUCCUGUCCCCGUCGUUUCGCAUCUCCGCGUGCUCGGGCUGAUCCUACAGUCCAACCGCCAUAAUACACACACCAUAGAGAAGCUCUCGCUCUCGGUGCAGCAGACCGCACGUAUGCUCGCCCGUGUCCGUGCGCGGCGUGAGGGCAUGCGAGAACACGAUCUGCUUCGCCUUGUCGACGCUUUCGUCGUUUCCCGCCUCACGUACGGCCUUCCUUAUACACGUCUCCUAAAAUCGGAACGCGAUAAAAUUGACGUCCUCAUCAGCCGGGCAUACAAGACUGCCCUCGGCCUUCCCCCCAACACGUCCACCGAUCGUCUUCUCCGUUUGGGUGUACACAACACGCUCGACGAGUUGAUUGAGGCUCACCGCUCCGCUCAAGUGCAACGCCUUUACCGUUCGCCGACUGGUCGCCACAUCCUUUCCUCCAUCGGCCACGACACCUCCUCCCACCCUCCGGAUCUGGUCUCAUUACCCCAUGCUAUUCGAGCGGCGUUCUACAUCAAGCCGCUACCUAAGAAUAUGCUGGCGGGCCACCACGACGCUCGCCGCCAAGCCCGUGCCGCCAUGCUUCAAGCAAAGUACGCCGACCACCCGGCCGUCGCCUACGUAGAUGCGGCCCGAUACAAUGCACGCAGGGACGCCUUCGUAGUCGUUUCCGUGUCGCCCUCCUCAGCUCCUUUGGGGCCGACCAUCACGGCUGGCACCGUCAGAACGCCUUACGCCGUCGAGGCGGAGGAAGUGGCCAUUGCUUUGGCCGCGACCUCGGCUGACGCAAGCGUCAUAAUCAGCGACUCCAAACAAGCCAUCUCCAAUUUCGCGCGAGGUCUCGUCUCGCCUACCACCUUACGGCUACUUCGGCCCCUACUGCAGCAAGACGAGCAGUGCCGCAUAGAACUGAUCUGGGUCCCCGCCCACUCGGGUCACCCCGGCAACGAGACAGCUCACCAACGCGCUCGAGGAUUCGUCGACCGAGCGGUGGGCCACUCAGAGUCGGACGCCCUGGUGCCAGAGCCCCUGGUCACCUACCACGACAUCACUCAGCACUAUCGCCUCGAGCGAUAUUUCUAUUCACAUCCUCACAACAGCCUUCCCAAGCGGUCCGAGAUCGCCUGGCGUCGCCUACAGACCCGCACCUUCCCGUGCCCCCUCGUAUUUUCAUACAUGCACCCAGGUGCCAUCGAUCCACGCUGCUGCCUGUGCGGCAACGUUGCCUCGUUGAACCACAUCCUCUGGGGCUGCCCGGAGGAUCCCCCGCCCGCCGACCUCCUUUGCUCACCCCCCACCGAGGAACAAUGGGAGGCCCUUCUCUCCAGCAACGACAGAGACAUCCAGACACGGGUCCUGAAACGAGCGGAAGAAGUCAUCGAGAAGCACAACCUGGCAGCCUUCGUGGCUUAG